GUAUCCAAUUCCAGCCCUUCCACAAUCCAAAAUUCAAAACCUUGGUUUUCUGCUUCACCCCUGUGCUCAUCUCACUGAGAAGACGAGAGCAGAUUGGGAAGCCGAUGCUUGGAAUCUGUUCGAUUCCGAACCCUUGUAAGUUUUUCUACUCUAACACUCGCAGAAUGUUUAGCUUCUGUAGCAGAAAAAUUCUUCAUAUAAAGUGGUGCGGUGAUUCAUCAACAAAUCUCUUUUUUAUUCGAAACUCAUCUCUUAGAUUUAGUUCGAAUGCCGCAGAAAUACCUUCUCUUACGGUAGAUUACCUUAUAAACAGAUGUGGGUUAAACCAAGAAUCUGCUCUUAAAGCCUCCCAAAGGUUUAAUAUCAAAUCCACCACAAAAGCAGACGCAGUUCUUGCCAUUCUCAAUAGCUAUGGAUUACUCAAACCCUAUAUCUCAAAUCUAAUCAGCAAGGACCCAACAAUACUCUCAGUGGAUCCUAAGACAAUCUUGGUCAAAAUGGAUUUUUUCUCUAAUAUGGGUAUUGCAGUCCCCGACCUUGCAAGGAUGUUCUGCAGAGACCCAAGCAUACUGGCGGGUGCCAGUUUGGAAAAGCAAAUUGUUCCUUCCAUGGACUUCCUUAAGAGUUUCGUUCACAAUGAUAAGAAUGUUGCUGUGGCCUUGAGUCGGUUGAGGUGGAUUAAGGGGAUUCAAAGAGUAAUGGAACCUAAUAUUGGGAUCUUGCGAAAUCACGGGGUGCCGGAUUCUGGAAUUUCGAAACUAAUUAUACGACGCCCUCAAUUACUUACUUGGAAACAACCUCACUUUAAUGAGGUUGUCCUGCAAACCAAGGAACUGGGGUUUGACCCUUCGAGUAUGAUGUUUAUCCAUGCCAUCUGCUCGCUGUCACAGAUGAAUAAGACUACGUUGGAAAUGAAAAUGGAGGUUUUUAGGAGUUUUGGAUGGUCGGAAGAUGAGAUUCUCUGCCUGUUCAGAAAACAACCCCAUUGUUUGACUCGCUCAGAGAAAAUUCUUAGGAUGCGAUUGGAUUACUUCAUGAACAAAAUGAGUUGGACUGCAGCAGAAGUUGCCAAGAACCCAGUCGUUUUGCUUCUUAGCAUGGAGAAGAGAACUGUUCCAAGGUAUUCUGUUAUUCAAGUUCUUCUCUCCCAGGGUUUGAUGAAGAAACAAAGUAUUAGUACUGCGCUGAUAUUGAAGGAAGAACAGUUCUUGGAAAACUUUGUUAGGAAGUAUCAUCAGGAGCUACCUCAGCUGUUAAAGGAGUACAAACGUAACAUGGAAUGACUUGGGAAAUGGGAUUAGUAAUUUGCAGAAUUUGUUCUUACAAUUUUGAGAGGUAUUUGCAAUUUUGUACUUGAUGAUAUUUGGACUUGUAAACAUCUAGGUUAUUUACUUGCUUUCUUUCUUUGUCUACAAGUAACAUCCUCUUCUAUUGAUAUUUAGGCUCCAUUUGUUUCCGUGUAAAACUUUCAUUUGGAAAACUUUACAUGGGAUAAUGUAGAAGAGAUACAUCGGCAACUGUUA
Molecule: messenger RNA, 1523 nt
Organism: Telopea speciosissima
Lineage: Eukaryota; Viridiplantae; Streptophyta; Magnoliopsida; Proteales; Proteaceae
Exons: 1
Coding region: 105-1283 (392 amino acids)
Biological process (GO): chloroplast organization; regulation of DNA-templated transcription
Cellular component (GO): chloroplast
Molecular function (GO): double-stranded DNA binding
Source: RefSeq, a predicted model, not a curated record